Messenger RNA from Drosophila ananassae, 1606 nucleotides. RefSeq names its product transcription factor IIIA. The record is from RefSeq and is a predicted model, not a curated record. Bases 104 to 1333 code for a protein of 409 amino acids. The transcript has 2 exons. Lineage: Eukaryota; Metazoa; Arthropoda; Insecta; Diptera; Drosophilidae. Gene Ontology annotation, cellular component: nucleus. Gene Ontology annotation, biological process: regulation of transcription by RNA polymerase II.
UCUAGCUGAACUAUCACUUCUCAACACUGCAAUGUUCAAACGUUGUCCAGCACCGUCACAUGUUCAAACCAAACAUUUACAAUUGUCAAUAAAUUAAGAAAACAUGCCGCCGGAGAUGCAAAUAACGAGUGACAGCGAUCUGGACAAUGUUUUGGAGGAGUUCAAGCUGCGAAAUGAGCGAAGAAACAGCACCGUAACUGCGAAAUACACUUGUAGUAUCGAAAAAUGCGACGCCACGUUUAAGCGUCUGGACCAACUGGAUCGCCACGAAUAUCACCAUACGGGAAUUAAGAAGCACGCUUGUUCCCACGAGGGCUGCGAUAAAACCUAUUCGAUACUCACUCAUUUAAAGCGGCACUUACGAAGCACCCAUGAGCGUCCAGAGGCGGCGGCCCAGAAAACAUUCAAGUGCUCACUCCCUGAGUGCACCAAAAUGUUUACCUCGUCCUGCAACAUGCAGCGGCAUGUGCGUGAGGCCCACGAGAAACCCAGGGUCUAUCCUUGUGGCCACUGCCCGGCGAAGUUCUCACAGAAACUGAAGCUUAAACGGCACGAAAUAAAGGAGCACACACAGGAUUAUCCGUUUCGCUGCCAGAAGUGCAGCCGUGGAUUCUACCAGGAGUGGCAGCGAGAGAGUCAUCAGGGCACUUGCAAACUCUAUGCGUGUCCCGCGUGUCCACUUAAGUUCGAAAAGUGGACUCUGUACACCAAGCAUUGCAGGGAUACUUUGCACGGCAAGAACCGACACAAAUGCGACCAGUGCAACAGCUGCUAUGACAAGCCCAGCGAUCUCAAGCAGCACAUCGAAGCCAAACAUAAGAAGGCGGAGAGUUCGGAGUUCACCUGUCCUGAGGAGGGCUGUUCGAAAAGCUACUCCUACGAAAGGAAUCUCCGCCAGCACGUGCUCACCGCUCAUUCCGGUCGGCGUUUCGAGUGCCAGGCUCUGGACUGUGGUCGCUGCUUCAGCAGUGCCCAGAACCUAUCGAAGCAUGUUUUACGGGAUCACCAGGACGGCAAGACCAACAAGAAAACAGUUCAAGGAAAUAAAGAGGAAGCAAGUCCUGGGAAAAAGACCAAUCCUCGCAAGCGGAGGCGUGACGCAGGUCGUCCCAAACAUUCCAGACUUAGCAAACUGGCCUGCCUACAACUGGGCAAGGAAGAGGACUUAGCAGUGAGAGAACGUCAACCCUUGGCGCUCGAAAAAGUAACCAAAGAACUAGAAAAAGACACCCAGGAACUGGACGAAGUUACUCAGGAAACAGAUGCCCAGGAACAGGAUAACGACACUCAGGACAAAGGAGAAACACUGGCGGUUCAGCCUCUUCAAGACUAAAACUCCAAUCGAGAUUGAGAUUACUUCGAAUGCAAAACAGUCUUAGCUUUGAUGAUUUUAAAUAGAAUGGGUCCCUUAUUACUUAUUGAAAGUAUAAAGCCCAAAGAAAACCCAAAUAAAGUCUUGAUAUAUAGUCCCAAUGAUAAGCGCCAAAAAUUAUAGUUCCAAUGUUUUGGAAAGGAGUGCGUUCAAGGAUUAAAUGUUACAAGGAACAGUAAUUUGUGCUGCCUGCACAAAUCUCUCAAUAAAUUGUCUCUCUUAAUAUGUAGUUUA